AUGUCAGCCCCGGGCGGUGCAGACGCGCCUCGCGAUAUCCGCUCCUUCUUUACGUUGCGACCACAGUAUCACCAGCCGCAGCAACGGCCGCCGCCAUCGCAGUUACCGACACAGCACCACCAGAUGCCCAGAUCACGCACGCCCAUGAAGCGCUCGUCGCCCACGGGCAGCUCCGAGGAGGAGGACCCGCUAUCUGGUGGCUCCGCGCGAACCGUCUCCCGGCCCGUCGCCGCGGCGAGGCCGCCCAUGUCCUCGACAUCGCGCAUCGCGGUCAUGCUCCCCGCCUCGCCCGCCAGCAAGGGUCACGGCCCUCCGCCACCACGGCCCGUCGUGUCGGAUCUUGUGCGGCGUCCCAACGCCCAUUCAGCUACCGUCAAAAAGGAAACCCCCGUGCCGCUGCCGCGGAUACCCAACUUUCCUCAGCCCGCGUCCGUCUCGGCACCGCCCACGUCUGCGUCUACGCCUGUACCUGGCCCGGCCAGCGGCGGCCGCGGCAGGCCCAAGGGCUGGAAACCCGGCAUGUCCUACUCGGUCAUGCGCGGCAACGGGCCGCCCGGCUCCGUGGGUCGCCCCCGGCAGGUCAAGGUCAAGGCCGGAGCGCCUCCACUGCCGCCUGGCAUGGCCAAACGGCGCGGCCGGCCGCCCAAGGCCCCCUCGCCGCCCCCAGACGCCGUGUACCGCAGCCUCAGGCCGCAGUUUGUUGAAUUCCUCUGCGAGUGGGCCGGCUGCAAGGCCGAGCUGCACAACCUCGAAACCCUGCGGCGGCACGUAUUCGCCAUCCACGGCCGCAGCGAGACGUGCUUGUGGGCCAAGUGCGCGGCCCUGGAACCUCCGCGGACGCUCACCAACGGAGACGAAUUUCGCCAGCACGUCGAGGAGGCGCACCUGGUGCCGUUUGCGUGGCACAUUGGCGACGGGCCGCAGAACCGCGAGGGCGGCGGCGGCCGGGGGCCCGUGGAAAAGGGGCGCCGCGGCGGCAGCGGAAGCAGAGACGAAUACGAUAACGACGACGACAACACCUCCAAGGCGAGGGUGCCGGCGUUUCUGCUGGACGCGGACGGGAAUCAGGUCACGCCAUCGGUGCGGGAACAGCAGACGGAGGACUUGGCUACGUGGAGGAGCAACCGCCGCAAGCUCAAGGAGCUGCUGAUACGCAGGAACGACGCGCUCCCGGACGAGGAUUCGUCGGAUGAGCCGGAAGACGAGGAUGGCUGA
Molecule: messenger RNA, 1215 nt
Organism: Purpureocillium lilacinum
Lineage: Eukaryota; Fungi; Ascomycota; Sordariomycetes; Hypocreales; Ophiocordycipitaceae
Source: RefSeq, a predicted model, not a curated record